AUGUGCCGCCAGCUGCGGCCGGACCUGGCCGCCUGCAACGCGCGCCUCAGCGCGCUGGGCCGUGGCCACGCGUGGCGCCAGGUGCUGGCCGAGCUGCGGAGGCUCCCUCUGCGAUCCUUGGCCUCCUGGGGCGCGGCGGUGGACGCCUGCGCCAGGGCGGCGAUUUGGCGCACCGCCUUUGCACUGGCCGAGGAGAUGGUCGAAACCGAGCAGACCAACCUCAUCAUUUGCAACUCCCUGAUCCAUGCUUGUGAGAAGGCGUCGCAGUGGCCGAUGGCUCUGCAGCUGCUGCAGGACAUGGAAAGGCGCGGGCCUGAGCCAGACAUCCGCAGCUUCAACAGCGCCCUGCGCGCGUGCGCCCAGCGCUGGCCAAAGCCGCUGCAGCUGUGGCGGAUCAUGGAGGCCAAAGGCCUCAGCCCGACGACCAUCACUGUGAAUUCCAUGCUGACGGCCUGUUCCAGCGCGUUGCAGUGGCAGAUGGCCUUGCACCUUUGGCAAGGCCACUCGGCGCAGGCAUCGGAGGCCACCUUCGGUGCGCUGAUGGAUGCGGCAGGAGGAGCUCGGGACUGGCGCCUGGCGAUCCACCUGCUGCAGCUGUGCGAGCAGAGCUCGGUGCCGCUCAACGUGGUGAUCUUCUCCUCUGCGCUGAAGGCGCUGCACCCGGAGUGGCGCAGCUCGCUGCGUGUGCUGCAGCUGAUGGCGGAAAAGCAGGUCACUCCCAACGUGCUGACCAUCGACACGGUCAUGGCCAGUCUGCGUUGCCACUGGCAGCAGGCGCUGAUGCUGGCGGGCUGUGAACUGAGCACUGCGGCUUUGCUAAGCCUCAAGAGUGCGUGUGAUCUGGCCGGCCAAGGGAGGGCUGCAGAGGCCGCUUCUGCUGCUGCGGCCCGGGGUGCGGAGAAGCAUUUGCGCCAGCCGGUGCUGCAGACCGAGGACCGGCCGCUGUGUGCCAUGAGCCAAUACCUCGAUCUUCCGCUGCCUGCUCUGCUUCUUCGGCGCCGAUUACUGGAGCCGCUGUGCUCGGGGGAAGCUUGGAAAGAGGUGGACAUACUUGCGGCUACGAUUGCGCGAUUCGUUAUCGACUCUUUUGGAUUUCAU
Molecule: messenger RNA, 1098 nt
Organism: Effrenium voratum
Lineage: Eukaryota; Dinophyceae; Suessiales; Symbiodiniaceae
Source: the annotation of a GenBank genome assembly